UUAAUUGGAGUUAAUUCUUAACUGUUUCCCUUCUGUACAUGUGUCAUGUAAUGGUUUGCCUUUAUCUGAUUUUCCCCAAUUUCCUGUGCAUUUGUGGUUUCUGCUGGGGCCCUGUAGCUGGAGACUCAGGCAGCUGCGGCAGAUGAGAGCGGGCGCUUGAGUUUUGUAGAAAGUUUAUUCAGCUUCCCUGGGUCCUGUCCAGUCGAUGUCUUUCCAAGCACUCCUAUCUGAGGUGAUGGGUGCUGAGGAGGAAGACUAACUUCCCCAGAUCCAGUUGUCAGAGAAAAGUAGAAUGUUGGCAUAGCCGGAGUCCCCGAAGAAAAUGAGCUACAACAGCUAAAGCCUUGAAGAGGGCUUCCCUUGUAGACCACUUUCCAAAUGUAAGCAGUCAGAUUGAGUGACAUCAUGAGAGAAUUAUGUGGAGCAGAUCUCAACCAGGAGUUGAGGAAUCCAGAGGAAGAAUGUGGUGGUAGCUCCUGAGCCCAGGGAGCUGGCAGCGUGUGGGCUUCCGAGGAGCCAGCACCUCUGAACUGGGCUGUCUUCAAGUGAGGCUAUCCCAGCGUACUGUUCCUCUGGCUGAAAGACUGGGUGCUGUGUGACAAAUACUUCGUUGAGCCAAGACUCUGAGGCUGGUAUGCAAUGUCACUUACAACACUAAUCAGAUACUGCAUUUAAGCAAAUGUGACAGUGGCCUUUGCAGUGGUCAGCUCUGAGCUUUGAACUCUCAGAGGAGCAAGAGAGAAAAAAAAAAUUUCAGCACACCACCUCCUUGGUUGCAGCCUCAGAGAAUCCUUGGAUGAGAAACUUCUUUUUUCAGUCCUGUUUUGCUGUUGAUAAAUUCAUUCCUCGUGGUCACAGUGCAUUCAAGCUGUUCUGCGUAUGAUUUUUGGUGUGUGUGACAAUCGCAUCUAAAAUUUGUGAGCAAGAAGACGGAGAAAUCAGUUGGUCUCCAUCGCCUCACAUAAAAAUGGCCGAGUGUCUUGUUAUGCUAACACUGCUCUGAGUGACGCGCACAGGUCUUGACAUGGAAGAGAUGGAGGACUCAGCACCGAGGCUCUCCAAGUGAUUCCUGCCAGAGCACAGAAACCGACUCUGUUAAGGCUGACACGUUCUGACUGAGAUGACAGUCAUGUCCCUCUCCAGGGACCUCAAGGACGACUUCCACAGCGACACGGUGCUCUCCAUCUUAAAUGAGCAGCGCAUUCGUGGUAUUUUGUGUGAUGUCACCAUCAUUGUGGAAGACACCAAGUUUAAAGCCCACAGCAAUGUCCUGGCUGCCUCAAGCCUCUAUUUCAAAAACAUCUUUUGGAGCCAUACAAUAUGUAUUUCCAGCCACGUCCUGGAGCUGGAUGAUCUGAAAGCUGAAGUGUUUACAGAAAUACUUAAUUAUAUCUACAGCUCCACCGUUGUGGUCAAGAGACAGGAAACUGUCACUGAUCUUGCAGCUGCAGGGAAAAAGCUGGGAAUAUCAUUCUUAGAAGACCUUAGUGACCGCAACUUCUCAAAUUCCCCAGGUCCCUAUGUAGUCUGCAUUACUGAAAAGGGCGUGGUUAAAGAAGAAAAAAAUGAAAAAAGGCACGAAGAACCAGCCAUUACUAAUGGGCCAAGGAUCACAAAUGCAUUUUCCAUCAUUGAAACAGAAAAUAGUAAUAACAUGUUUUCUCCACUAGACUUGAGGGCAAACUUCAAAAAAGUGUCUGAUUCCAUGAGAACAGCCAGUCUUUGCCAGGAGAGGACCAAUGUCUGCCUCGAGGCAGAGCCUGUCCGCACGCUUGCUGAACAUUCGUAUGCUGUCUCUUCCAUCACUGAGGCUUACAGGAGUCAGCCGGUACAGGACAGCGGUUCAUCUAGUAAAACAGGAGAAGAAAACAAUGAAGCUCCUGCCACAACAGUAAAGCCAUGCCGAAAGCCAAAGACCCAAACCCAGGACUCCGACGCAGCCACAGAAAACACACCACUCCCUCUAGUAAGCAACCCAGAGUUCAGUCAAGAAAGAAGUCCACCACCAGCUCCAGUUCUGUCACACUCGGAACCUCCCAGCAGUGAAGGAGAUGUCCAUUUCCCCAGGGCAGAUGAAAACCAGCCUUCUGAUAUUCCUGGUCCACCAGCAGCAGAGGUCCCACCCCUUGUUUAUAAUUGCAGCUGCUGUUCCAAAUCCUUCGACAGCAGCACCCUGCUCAGUGCCCACAUGCAGCUCCACAAGCCGACCCAGGAGCCCUUCGUGUGCAAAUACUGCAACAAGCAGUUCACCACACUCAACAGAUUGGAUCGGCACGAACAGAUCUGUAUGAGGUCCAGCCACAUGCCCAUCCCAGGGGGAAACCAGCCGUUCCUAGAAAACUACCCCACUAUUGGACAGGAUGGAAGUUCAUUCACAAGCCCAGAAUCCUUAGUACCGGAAAACAGAACUGGUGAACUCUCCGGCCCUGGGAGUGCCUUGCCAGACGCGGACCACAUGGUGAAAUUUGUGAACGGGCAGAUGCUCUACAGCUGCGUUGUGUGCAAACGGAGUUAUGUGACUUUGUCCAGCCUCCGAAGGCAUGCGAAUGUCCACUCGUGGAGAAGAACGUACCCUUGCCAUUACUGCAACAAGGUCUUCGCGCUGGCCGAGUACAGGACACGACACGAGAUCUGGCACACGGGAGAGAGGCGCUACCAGUGCAUUUUUUGUCUCGAAACUUUUAUGACCUACUACAUACUAAAAAACCAUCAGAAGUCUUUUCAUGCCAUAGAUCACAGGCUCUCCAUCAAUAAAAAAACAGCGAACGGAGGCUUGAAGCCUACUGUCUAUCCAUACAAACUUUACAGGCUCUUGCCUAUGAGAUGUAAGAGGGCACCUUAUAAGAGCUACAGGAAUUCUUCCUAUGAGAGUGCUCGAGGAAACGGUCAGAGGGGCGAGUCUGCCCCUGAUGCCUUCAUCAUCCCAAAUUCACAAGGCUCUGACAUGCCCACCCUGAGCUUCCAAGAUGGCAGUAACACCUUGACCAGCACCUCCGCCAUCCCAGUGGAAAGGCCCUCAAGGCAGGGUGCCCCCACUCCUGCCGAAGUAAAAAAUACAGAAGGCAUCAAAUGGAGGAAGGAGGCACUGAAAACUGAUAGCUUUGAUUCAACUGAGGUGUCCGUUUCUUCCACUGGAAACACUGUCAGCGCCAACCUUCAGGCUGAGCCCACAAGUGUUUCAGCUGUGGGCAAAAGCGGCGAGCACUCGGCCUCCGUGAUUAGCUACAGUGGCUCGGCGCCCUCCGUCAUUGUGCACAGCAGCCAGUUCUCGUCAGUGAUCAAGCACAGCAAUGCCGUCGCUAGCCUGACCAACAGCAAUCACAGAGCCCCUUCACAACCAGCGGUCAGCCCGUCCCUGAAAGAAGACAGCAAGCCUGAGGCAGAGAAGCCCAGUAAACUUGCAAGCAAAGCCAAAAGCAUCAAGGAGAGAAAGAAAGCUAUUCCGUGCAACAAGGGAGAAAUAGCAGAGGAGGCAAAACACGUUCCUGACCAUGGAGGGUCUCCAGGCAAAACCGCAAACACUGUUGAGGAAACCAGCAAGAUUGAAACAUACAUCGCAAAACCUGCUCUGCCUGGCACCUCCACAAAUAGCAAUGUCGCACCCCUUUGCCAAAUAACAGUGAAAAUUGGAAAUGAAGCCAUCGUGAAAAGGCGUAUCCUUGGGACUAAGCUGUUUUACAGAAGAGGGAGAAAACCCAAGUAUCAAAUGCAGGAGGAACCAUUGCCUCAGGAGACUGACCCAGAAACCCAUGGGGACAGCCCCCUUGGGCUCUUCCAGGCUGAAUGCGUAGAGAUGAGUGAAGCGUUUGAUGAUGGGAGUGACCAGGAUUCCACUGACAAGCCAUGGCGCCCAUACUACAACUACAAGCCCAAGAAGAAAUCCAAGCAGUUGAGAAAAAUGAGAAAAGUCAAGUGGAGGAAGGAGCGAGGAAGCAGAAGCUCUGGUGGCAGGUGCCGGUACCCAGCUGAGCUGGAUCCCGCAGAGGUGAGGCUGCCUCCAGAUAGGGCCUGUGACAACGACGAGGAAAAUAAAGAGAUGCCCAAGCUACAGUGCGAGCUCUGUGACAGCGACAAGGCAGCAGGGCCGGGCGCCGAGGGCAGGCCCCACCACCACCUGACCCUGAAGCCCUACGUGUGCGAGCUGUGUGCAAAGCCAUUCCAGAGCCCGUCCACGCUCAAGAUGCACAUGCGAUGCCACACCGGCGAGAAGCCCUACCAGUGCAAGACCUGCGGCCGGCGCUUCUCCGUGCAGGGGAACUUGCAGAAGCACGAGCGCAUCCACCUGGGCGUGAAGGAGUUCAUCUGUCAGUACUGCAGCAAGGCGUUCACGCUGAACGAGACCCUCAAGAUCCACGAGAGAAUCCACACCGGGGAGAAGCGUUACCACUGUCAGUUCUGCUUCCAGGGUUUCCUGUACCUCUCCACAAAGCGGAAUCACGAGCGGAGGCACGUUCGGGAGCACGAUGGCAAGGGCUUCGCUUGCUUCCAGUGCCCCAAAAUAUGCAAAACGGCCGCCGCCCUCAGAAUGCACCAGAAGAAACAUUUAUUCAAGACCCUAACCAAGCAGGAGAAGACGGGUGACAUGUGCCACGAAAGCUCAGAUCUCUUGGAGAGUCAGAUUUGUACUGACUCAGAAGACGGCGACCAGAAGGAUAACAUGCACACCUUUGCUGAAACUGUCCGUUGAGUGACGAGAUCAGUUAGAAAAAUCCGAAAAAAGUGGUUUGUGAUUUUCUUUUUUUUUUUUAGUUCUUUAAAGUCUUAGUUUUGUUCACAUAAUAGUCACAAGGGGAGGGGGGAGAUUAAUUUUUCAUUUGUGUAAACUCCAAAAACAAAAAAGGAUCCUGACACCUACUUUGGGUUUUAUCGUUCACUUCACACAGAGUGCAUAAAAACAAAAUAGCUGAAUCCUCUAACGACCCAAGUAUUUUGUGAAGGCUAAUGAAGUUCUUAGCUGUGGUGUUUUGAGCAGUGAAAAAAAGCAGCUGAAUUUUAGCCUAAUUUAAAACUUUCUCGUGAACACUAAUGAGGACUGCUGAACUGUUGUUAGUCAUGGGAGAAAAUAAGGGUCAGAGUCCUGAAGAUGGCGUCUUUGAGAUGUGUUAGAAGCUAAAUGAGCUUUGACAGUGUUUAUUGCCAUUCAGUUUCUGCACUACUAAUCUUUGUUAAAUCAGUGGGUAUUCACGAACUGCUUAACAAUAUAACUGAAAAUAUGUAAUGGCUAACCUAAAGUAGGGCAGUCUACAUUGUCUUGAACUGCUUUCCUGCAACGUAAACCUUGUAAAAUACAUAUAUGAGUCACUCUAACUCUUAACUGUCUGUGUCCCUUGUAAAGAAUUAUAACAAGCAAUAGACCUGAAAAUAAUGAGGACUGAUAUAGAAAUCAGUAGAGCAUUUGGAAUCUGGCCUGUGAGCAUGCGUGAGCUUCUCAAUGGAAUGCUGUGCUGUUCUCUUAAAGUAUGGCUGAGCUGCUAUUAGAACUGGUCUACUCAAGUCACACACAACACAGGUCAUGCCUUAUCCAUGGGGAAAGCCUUCCCAGAAUUUACCUGAGAUUACCUAUGCCGUAUAAUUCUUUGCACUGGCCUCACCUCAGAGAAUGAAGAAUGGUCAAAUUCUUCAGAACUCUCUGCAGUCUUCCAGUCAUCCCAAGGCCAGUGAUGUCGGGGGCUGUUCUACCCAGACUUAGGGGGGUCAAAUAAUCCAGAUGUCUCCCAUUCCUCUGAAGGUAUGCAGGAGGUUGAGUGCAAGGCACACCUCUGUGGUAAUGAAGUCUCAGCACUUGGAGAUGGCAGAAAGUCUAAUUCCUCAAUUUUACACCUUCUUGGAGAUAAUGAAGCCCACAGGUACAUGCUAGUUGAGAGGACAACAGUAGUCCCCACCCCAGUUGAUGACAAGGGGAAGUGAGGACAAGGGGAUAUGAUGGGCCUUCCUUGCCUCAAACAGCAGCAUUGUUUCUGAGGGCUGGGGAAGUAGAAUGUGGCAGGACAGGGUUCUGCCCCUUACAAACCUGUCUCCAAGCAUCCCCAGAGCCAGAGGCCCUGCCUUCACACUUGCAGACACCUAGCCCCUUGUUAAAGCCCACUUCCGUUUCUAAAUCGUUUUUUAUAUUCACUCGGACUGUUGACCUUGCCCUCCAGAGUCUGCUUGCCCUACAGGAUGUUCUUUCACGUGAACUAGGAUCCUGGAGAGCUGGAACUCGUGGUUCUUACUGUUAAAGCUGCCAGAAUAGGAAGGAGGGAGAGUCCAUUCCUACCCUUCAAUCACCAGUAUGAGCAAAAUUCAGAACAGUUCAAGAGUGGCAGGCAGCCAUUCCCGUUCAUUGGAUUUAGUAGAUGGAAAUGCAAGGCUGGAAGGUUUUCAGCGGACCCCAGUUUCUUGCAGCAAGUGUUGUGCCAGCUCCACAAUAGAACACUUAGCAUGGUUUGGGGUAGGCGAGAGAACAUUUAAGCACCCAAAAAAGGACAUGAUUCAAGGUGACCUUUUUAUACUGUAGUACUUUGCUGUUAAACAGCCCCAAUAUUGUAUCUGCAUUCAUCAUUUGUUCAUAUACUUUCACCUACAUACAGUAUUAUAUACUAGAGAAAAAUGGGGAAAUGCAAGCAAAUUCAACGUUAUUUUAUCCAUUGUAUAUAUGUACACCCACACUGUUCACUUGAGUUUUGUUAAAGAGGUAGUCACAAAGGGCUUAUGAAAAUCACUUUUGAUUUAAUAAUUAGAUGACAAGCAAUCCUUGAUCCACUAAUUUGUUUUAUCAGAGUUAUGAUUAUGAAGCAAUCAGUUAUGUAUUUAAGUUGUUUUGAUUUAACUACAAAUAUAAAAUUAGUAUAUGUACUGAUGUCUCCCAGCCCUUAUAUGUUGAUAUUUUUUAAGUGGACUUGUAUGCUGAAAAUUCUAGACCAAAGUAAAUAUGGCAGAAUAUUUAUACAUAAAAAUAAUUUUGCAAAUAUUUUCUAUAAUUGUAUUAUUCAUUUAAAAUGUUGAUAGCUUGUGUUAGUUUCAGGGAGGGGUGUAUAUUUUGAUAAAAUACUUGACUUUGUAAUUCUGUAUAUUCUAUACAAUUUAUAGCAGAGCCAUUUUAAGACAACUGGUUACUUUUUUUGUUGUUGAUUGUGAAAAUGUUGAGUGGUGUUUAAGUACGCAUCGGGUACAUAACGACCAAGUAGAAUCAAAGUCAGUGUAAACAGUGAACAUACUGUAUGCUGUACAAGAUAUAUUGUAAGUUGCUGUUUUAGCAUCUGUAUUUUGGUUAGGAGAUAUUAUUAAAUGCAGAUGUUAAGGGUUGGAAAGGUCUAAUUUUAUUUUUAGAAAUGAUGAAUAUAAAUUCGUUUUGCUUGAUUAAAAUAGCUUAUUCCUAU
This is a messenger RNA of Psammomys obesus (fat sand rat), 7358 nucleotides long. RefSeq names its product zinc finger and BTB domain containing 38 (gene Zbtb38). The transcript has 7 exons. NCBI's taxonomy places the organism in Eukaryota, Metazoa, Chordata, Mammalia, Rodentia, Muridae. The record is from RefSeq and is a predicted model, not a curated record. Gene Ontology annotation, molecular function: protein binding. Gene Ontology annotation, biological process: negative regulation of transcription by RNA polymerase II; regulation of cytokine production; regulation of immune system process. Bases 1121 to 4687 code for a protein of 1188 amino acids.